UGCCUCGUUGUAUUAUUUCAUUUACUCCAAAGACUCUGUGUUUAUUCUUCGCAGCUUUUCGCAGAGAGAUCCAAAGAACAUGAGAAAUAUGGAGGAGAUCCAGACCAACCACAUAAACUGCACAUAGUGACACGAGUGAAAAGUGUAAUGAGAAGGCCGUACUGGGAGAAAGAAAUGGUGAAAAGCCUUGGGCUUGACAAGGCACAUGUACCUGUGAUUCACAAAAACACACCUGCAGUCAACAGCCAACUGAAAUUUGUCAAACAUCUUGUAAGGAUCCAGCCGCUGAAGACUCCCUAUGGACUCCCCGCUGAAGAGGACAUGGCCGACACCUACAUCAACAGCAAAGGAGAGCUGAUUGUUCGACGUCUUCUUCAACCCGUCGAACCAAAAGCUAUCGAAUCUUAGCUUUGCUUUCAAUCGUGUGUUAUUAUUUCAAUGUUCAUAAAAUAUCAUGGAAAAUCAUCUACUCCCUUGUUUUCUGUUCUGAUUUUACUAAACUGAAUGAGAGCUACAA
Labrus bergylta (ballan wrasse) is the source of this 517-nucleotide messenger RNA. NCBI's taxonomy places the organism in Eukaryota, Metazoa, Chordata, Actinopteri, Labriformes, Labridae. The record is from RefSeq and is a predicted model, not a curated record.